AUGAUAGACAGCUACCUCAACGACAGGUGUGUCCGGGUCAGAUAUGCCGGAGCGGAGUGCCGCAGGGACACGAACAAGGGAUGUGUGCAGGGGUCCAUCGGAGGCCCUAUCCUUUGGAAUCUGGUGCUGGAUCCCUUGCUGAAAGGUCUAGAACAGCGAGGCGACUACUGUCAGGCGUUCGCCGACGACGUCGUCCUCAUUUUCAGCGGGGAUACGGCACUCGAAAUCCAGAGACGUGCCAAUGCCGCCCUCGAGUAUGUUCGGGGGUGGGGCAUCAGAAAUAAGCUGAAAUUUGCGCCACACAAAACAUGCGCGAUGGUCGUAACCAGGAAGCUAAAGUACGAUGUCCCCCUCCUGAGCAUGGGUGGGGUCGCCAUUGGCAUGUCAGAGGAAAUAAAGAUACUGGGGCUCACUGUGGAUCACAAGCUCACCUUCAACACGCACGUCGCAAAUGUUUUGGGCUGGGGUCUACACCCCGAGGUGAUCCGCAGCAUCUACACGGCGGCGGUGGAACCGGUGAUUUUGUACGCGGCUAGCGCCUGGGCGCCAGCAGCCAGGAAAGUCGGUGUGCAGAAACUCCUUAAUUCGGUCCAGCGAGGGUUCGCUCAGAAGCUGUGCGGAGCAUACCGCACCGUCUCACUGCAUUCGGCACUUGUGCUGGCGGGGUUGCUCCCGCUUGACCUCAGGAUUCAAGAAGCAGCCGCGCUCUAUGAAAAGAAAAAGGGAGUAACUUCGCUGGCCGGUCGUGAGGUGGAACGGGUGGUAGCGUUCGCAGACACGCCACAUCUGGCGAAACAUACGGCCAUGGGGUUUGUGAGCUUGGUAGAUCAGUCUCAUGUGGAGCCCCACAACAGCCAGGACAUACGGUUCUUCACAGACGGCAGCAAGAUCGAGGGCAAGGUCGGAGCAGCACUCUCCCUUUGGGAUAGAGAGGCCGAGAUCAAGUCCUCGAAACUCAGUCUGCCGUCUUGCUGUACUGUCUACCAGGCAGAACUCCUGGCCAUAUGCGUAGCCACCAGGCAAAUACUGCGGCGCCGGGAGGGCACUUUUGGCAUAUAUAGCGACUCGAAAGCAGCCCUGCAAACGGUCACCAACCAGAGUGCCGUCCACGCCCUGGCAGUGGAAGCAAGGGCGAACCUCAGCGUGGCUUUAUCCCAGGGCAAAGUUACAUCCUUGUUCUGGGUAAAGGCACACGCUGGACUGGAGGGAAAUGAGCGCGCCGACCACCUGGCCAAGGAAGCGGCUUUAAAGAACAAAACCAGGCCAGAUUACGACCUCUGCCCGGUUUCAUUCGUCAAGCGGCAGAUCCGAUUGGAGUCGCUGGGCGAAUGGAAUCGGAGAUACAGAAACGGAGCGACAGCGGGGGUCACAAAGAUCUUCUUGCCCGACGCUGCGGACGCGUACAGGAUCGUCAGAAAAAUUCUGCCACGUGGGGUAAUAAUACAAGUGCUGACGGGGCACGGCGGGUUCUCCGAAUACUUGCACCGCUUCAAGUGUAAGGAGAACCCAUCGUGCAUCUGCGACCCCAGUGCGAUCGAGUCUGUCCCCCAUAUCAUACAAGAAUGCCCUAUCUUCGCGCGGGAACGGUGGACACUGGAACAGGAAUUAGAUAUAGAGCUGAGCCUGCAAAACAUUAGCCACAUAAUGCACAAACGAAAAGCAAGAGAAAAAUUCCUAGAGUAUGCCGAAACAGUUGCAAAUAAAACAAUACGUAGGAAUAAAGAAGCCUGA
Molecule: messenger RNA, 1731 nt
Organism: Helicoverpa zea (corn earworm)
Lineage: Eukaryota; Metazoa; Arthropoda; Insecta; Lepidoptera; Noctuidae
Exons: 2
Coding region: 1-1731 (576 amino acids)
Biological process (GO): DNA replication, removal of RNA primer
Molecular function (GO): RNA-DNA hybrid ribonuclease activity; nucleic acid binding
Source: RefSeq, a predicted model, not a curated record